Molecule: messenger RNA, 300 nt
Organism: Trichomonas vaginalis G3
Lineage: Eukaryota; Parabasalia; Trichomonadida; Trichomonadidae
Product: protein of unknown function, DUF4106 family
Exons: 1
Source: RefSeq, a predicted model, not a curated record
GCAGUUCAAAGUGCCUAUGACGCCGUUAGAGCAGCUGUUGUGGAAAGUCAAGAAAAAGAGUUACAACAGACCAAAACAGACCUAGUAAAUGCUUUCUUAAAAACGAAAAGUCAGGUAGGACAUUAUGCUGCAGAUGGAACAUAUGUGCCAGCUGGUGGAACUUAUAUACCACCAAACCCUCCAAGAGAAGCACCUGCACCAGGACUACCUAAAACAUUUACAUCGUCACAUGGACACAGACACAGGCAUGCACCAAAACCAACACAACAACCAACAGUUCAAAAUCCAGCACCACAACAA